Messenger RNA from Prorocentrum cordatum, 1866 nucleotides. Lineage: Eukaryota; Dinophyceae; Prorocentrales; Prorocentraceae. The record is from the annotation of a GenBank genome assembly.
AUGACUACCAUUGGCCCUUCACAGUCGACGACGGCGACUACAAGAGUGGACGUCCCGACUUGGAACGGCGAGGCCGACAGAUUGACGAGCUACAAGUUCGAGAUCAACAUGUUCAUGAAGAGCAUCAAGGUGGCGGACCGCUAUGUGUGCGGCCCCCAGCUGGUGCGCGUUCUCGGAGCGAGUGUCCGGAUGACAGUGGAGAACUGCCCGGACAUCAACGACGUGGAUGAGAUAGACAAGAACGGGAACCUGGUCGGCUGGAACAGGGUUCUCGACUACGUGCUGCAGAAACUGGACUACACGAGUCUUAAUGAUACCGGUCUCCUCGCGGAGGAGUUCUUUGUGAAGAUCGCGAGGAACUCGGACGAGACCUUCCAGGACUGGGCGGCCCGGUUCGAGAAGAAGGAGCGUGAGCUGCUGACACAGCUCAAGGCCAUCGACGGCGGCGUCGAGGAAGCGACAGCGAGACCUCUCCGGACAUGGUGGUUCUUGAGUAAGUCUCGACUCACCCCAGUGCAGCGCGGAGAGAUCACGGCGACAACUAGAGGCGACUACGACUAUGCGAAGACCUACAAGACCUUGCUGACUCGCUUCCCAGCGGAGGCGCUCGCAGAACUUGACGGCAAGACCCGACGUGAUAAGGUCUGUUAUGACGAGGAAUACGACGAAGCCGAGGACGAGAUCGGUGGAGAACACUACGACGAGAUAGUAGAUGUGGUCGAGCAGCUGAUCAAUCUAGCUGAAGAGGACGAGGAAGAAGAUGAGGCUGCUGACGGCCACAGCGCGGAUAGCGAGGUGUUCGCGGAGUUCAAGCAGGUGGGCCAGAGCUUCAAAGAUGCUCGAGAUCUUCUGCGACGGCUGCGAACGUCGCGGGACUACUACCCUGUGGUGGCCACGAAGGACGAGCGCGAGCGCCGGACGCCCUCGCCGCCAGCCCCUGGACGGGGACACUUCCGACCGACGGGCGGUCGCGGCAGGUUUGGAGGCUGCUCACGGCACGAGGCCGCGCACGGAUGCGGCCGCCGCGACCUCUCCAAGAUGAAGUGUGUCGCAUGCCACGAGUACGGACAUCGAGCUGUGGACUGCCCCCGGAGAAACACGAAGGGCCAGGCAAGCGGGGCCCAGGGCAGCGCACACAACGGCUCCAUCCCAUCGGCCCUCAACGAGUACAUGUACCUCCUGGAGCGCGACGGGAUCUGGGCCGUCCUGGACAUCGGGGCCACCCAGAGCUUGGGAGGCGUUGAGGGCAUCGAGAACCUCAUGUACGAGAUGCUGGUCGACCACGGCGAGGAGUUCGAGACGGACAGCGAGGCGUGCUCGUUUACCUUCGGUGAUGGCCUCUCCAAGAGCUCGAUGGGCACCGUCACGGGCAACGUCUUCCUGGGAGGCGAUCUCUUCUAUGUGCGCCUCUCGGUGAUGCCGAACCGGGUCCCGAUCCUCCUCGGCAUGGACAUCCUGAGCGACUGUCUCAAGAUGGUCGUUGACUGUGGCCAGAACUGGAUCGGGUUACCCACCCUCGGCAACAAGGUGUUCUACUGCGAGCGCCUCUCCAGCAACCGCAUGGCCGUCAACGUAUCGACCCCGCAGUGGUGGAAGGAAGCGCCAUUUUUCUUGCCGAAUCCGGGAUGCCUGGCCACCGAGUCGGACGACCCGAAGGUACUGAUCGAAGAGCUGGCGGUGCGAAACACCUGCCAGAGCGACGGAAACAUCGACGGCGCAAGCACCUACCAGAGCGACGGAAACACCGGCGCGGCGCGGAUCGGCGAGAGCGACGGAAAUCCCGAUAUCGACCGGUUCAUCGGGUCCUCCCUCAUCCUUGACUCCAGCAGUAUGGACCUCCUCAGCCUCUGGGACCUCAACAACUGA